Molecule: messenger RNA, 716 nt
Organism: Cucurbita pepo subsp. pepo (vegetable marrow)
Lineage: Eukaryota; Viridiplantae; Streptophyta; Magnoliopsida; Cucurbitales; Cucurbitaceae
Source: RefSeq, a predicted model, not a curated record
UUCUGUUCAUCCCCAUCAACCCAAUUGCCACCCUUUGAUCCUAAAAAAUGCAUAGCCCCAGCCAAUUGCCAGUGCACCACACCAACACGCCCGAACACCGCCCAAUCAAGCGCCACCACACAGCGCGCUACUACGUUCACCGUGUCAAGGAGAGCCUCACCACCCGCUUGUCAAAGCUCAUAUGCGCCAUCUUCUUAAGCUUGUUGCUAAUCGUGGGCAUCAUUACGUUUAUUCUCUGGCUCAGUUUACGACCCCACCGGCCCAGGUUUUUUAUCCACGACUUUUCGGUUCCCGGUUUGGGUUUGGAGACCGGGUUCGAGAAUGCCCAGAUUGCGUUCAAUGUCACGGCUCGAAAUUCGAAUUUGAAUAUUGGGAUCUACUACGGUUCGAUUACCGGUUCGGUUUAUUAUAGAGACCAGAAAAUUGGGUCGACGCCGUUGCUGGAUUCGUAUUAUGAGGCGCCGAAGACUACUAAGGUGUUGGCGGCGGUGCUGAGCGGCGCGACGUUGAAUAUCAAUAAUGAACGGUGGAUGGAGUUUAAUAAUGACCGGUCUAAAGGGACCGUGGCUUUCCGGUUGGAGAUUACGUCCACUAUCCGGUUUAGGAUAUCCACGUGGGAUAGUAAGCGCCACGGUAUGCAUGCUAAUUGUGACGUGUCGGUGGGCCCCGAUGGGAUGAUUUUGCCUUCUUCCAGGGAUGUGAGAUGCCCGGUUUAU